This is a messenger RNA of Mycosarcoma maydis (corn smut), 1101 nucleotides long. RefSeq lists its product as uncharacterized. Gene Ontology annotation, molecular function: cysteine-type deubiquitinase activity. The record is from RefSeq and is a predicted model, not a curated record. NCBI's taxonomy places the organism in Eukaryota, Fungi, Basidiomycota, Ustilaginomycetes, Ustilaginales. The coding region runs from base 1 to 1101 and encodes 366 amino acids. The transcript is spliced from 2 exons. Gene Ontology annotation, biological process: protein deubiquitination.
AUGCCGAAGAAGGGCAAGAAGGGAUCGCGCGCGACUGCACAGCACAGCGAUUCUCUGCGUCGAGAGAUUCAAUCGAAUCAAAAUGACGCAGCUCCACUGGGAGUGAUUGACCCAUUCGUAGAUGACGACGGCUUCGACAUUGCCGACGAGCUGCUCGCCGCACUAGACGCGCGAGACGCGCAUGAUGGCGCAAGCACGAACAAUAAAACGACAUGCACAUCAGCGACCAAGAUGGAGACGUCGCAUUCGCAUUCUGGCGGUGGAUUGAGAGGAGCUGGCGAGCGACUCAUCAACGGCUUGCGCCAUCACAAUCACAAUGACACGGAUGCGACGUGCGACGCUGCUCCCGAUGCCGGCGGUAGCACGAGCCCGACUUCGGCGCGUAGAUCGAGCAUCCGCAAGCUGUUUGCAAGCAGUCCGAAGAGCGUUGAAGCGACGCCGAUGGAUGGUGGUGCGCCCAAGAAAAAGGUCAGCCGUCAACAACAGCGAAAAGAGCGCAAAGCGGCCGAGAUAGCCGAGGUGCGACGUCAGGCCGAAGAGGAAGUCAAGCAAGGAGCGGGCCAACCGGACGAGGCGGCGAUCGAACGCCAGGGGAUCAAUGCCAUGUGCUCUGCACUUGGCGUGACCAUGCACGAGAUCACGCCGGACGGACACUGCCUGUACGCGGCUGUAGCGGACCAGCUGAAUCUGCGUCGUCCAAGCGCGGUACGUACCGACUACAAAGCGACGCGUCGAGCGACAGCGCAAGAGAUGCGCACGCAUCCGUCCGAAUACAAACCGUUCAUCUCGGACUCGGACGAACACAUGGCCGGGAUCGUUAACAAGGAAGCCGGCACGCUCGACAGCGAGCAAGCGCAGGAAAAGCAUUUCCUCGACUACUGCGAUGCCGUCGAGAAUACAGGCGUCUGGGGUGGUCAGCCCGAGAUCUUGGCGCUCUCCAGAGCAUUCGGUACGCAAAUCAACGUCGUCCAGGCGGGCCUGCCCGUGCUCAAGGUGGGCGAGCAAGAGUACGACGCUGAACCGCUCUUCAUCUCCUACCAUCGCCGCAUGUACGGUCUAGGCGAGCACUACAAUUCGCUCCGACCAGCACCGACCGCCUAG